Molecule: messenger RNA, 2604 nt
Organism: Triticum turgidum subsp. durum (durum wheat)
Lineage: Eukaryota; Viridiplantae; Streptophyta; Magnoliopsida; Poales; Poaceae
Source: the annotation of a GenBank genome assembly
AUGCUCAUCGGCUUCCUUGUGACUCCAUGGCCGUUCAUAUGUGGCUCCAAGGCCCAAGAAGACCGCACUCUGCAUAUCCUGUACAACCUGUUUGGGGCUUCUCUGCACCAAACAGCUACCUCCUCUUUGAUGAUUCGUAUACAUGAUAAUACCAUGCAGUCAUUACAUGUGUUGAUCAUCACUCUCUUGUUCCUAUUUGUUUACUCCCUCCACCAGUUUCCGUUUGCCCAUGCUUUAUCCAGCUCUAUCCCAACAAACACAAGUCUGCUGCAGUAUCCAGCCAUCAACUUGAGUGGAAACUCUAGUGCUCGCUUAUUCCUCCAGAGUAGAAGUUCCGACACCCUUGCUAGCUUUGGUUUCUACAGCACAGAUGGUUCUGUGUUUAUCCUUUGCGUCAUGAUGAGCUACUACGGUGGCUAUGGGGAUAGUAUUAUUGGCCAUCCCCAGGUUAUCUGGUCUGCGAACCGCAACUUCCCCGUAGGCAGGGAUGACAUCCUUUCUUUCACUGGGGCUGGUCAGUUAAUUCUUCAAAACAAUGUUGGCACCUUUGUCUGGUCCACACCGACAAAGGACGCCUCCGUAGUUGGUAUGCGCCUCGAUGGUUCUGGAAACCUCGUGCUUUUUGAUCAAAACAAUGUCUCUGUCUGGGAGUCCUUUGACUACCCAACAGAUACAUUGGUGAUCGGGCAGUUGCUAUGCGCGGGAGCUAAUCUCACUGCCAAUGAUUCAUUCACCAGUUGGGCAUCAGGUCAGAUCAAUCUUCAUACCUCAUCAAAUGGAUUGCAGUUUUAUUUUGGCUCUGCCGCGUACACACAAGUAUUCCAACCAACUUCUCUAGGCAAUGGGACAUCAGAUUGUUAUGCAUUUACCAAUGGCAGCUUUGGAUUUCCCAAACUGGUCUUCUCAUUGCCCCUUGCAAGGUCAUUUCAGUUCAUGCGGUUAGAGUUUGAUGGUCAUUUUCGUCUAUAUGAAAUGAAGGAGGCUGCCUUCCACGUGGUGUUCGAUGUGCUAAGCAAUGAAAUCAAGUUUUGUGAUUAUCCUCUAGCCUGUGGUGAAUACAGUGUUUGUAUAAAUGGGCAGUGUUGCUGUCCCAGCUCUCACUAUUUUAGACUCCAAGAUGAAUGGCGUCCAGAUAUGGGGUGUCUACCAUGGACUAAUCUGUCUUCUUGCAAUGACAUGCGCUAUCAUCAACUUGUACCUAUUAGCAACAUUUCUUACUUCAGUGAUGAUGCCUUCCAAUCAUUGGCUACUUCUGCUACAGAUGCGGACUGCAAGCAAUCUUGCUUAGAAGAGUGCUCUUGCAAAGUUGCAUUAUUUCAAUACGAUGACCAUGAUGGAAUUACUGGCUCUUGUUUGCAUUUAUCACAGGCCUCACUACUUUCUCAAACUACAAAUUCUUCUCAUCGUACUUCAGUAUUUUUCAAAAUACAGGGCACCAUGAAAAGAAGGACCAACAUUGCCAUUGGUUCUGCAGUUGGUAGUUUUGCUUUAUUUGCAACUGCCAUCUCCAUUUUCACUUGGAGAAAAUGUAAGAAAACGGAGGAGGAAGAAUGCUUCCUUGGAGGAAUACCUGGAGUACCAGCACGCUUCUCCUAUAACGAGCUGAAGAUAGCCACAAGGAACUUCUCGAUGAGGCUUGGAUCUGGAGGGUUUGGCUCUGUCUUCAAAGGUAAAAUAGGCAAGGAAACGAUAGCUGUCAAGCGCUUAGAAGGGGUCGAUCAAGGAAAGCAGGAGUUCUUAGCAGAAGUUGAGACCAUAGGAAGAAUUCAUCACAUUAAUCUUGUCAGGUUAAUUGGAUUUUGUGCUGAAAAAUCGAGCAGGCUACUUGUGUACGAGUAUAUGAGCAAUAGUUCAUUGGAUAAAUGGAUAUUCCAUGCACAUCCAGUUUUUACACUCUCAUGGAAGACAAGGUGUAAUAUCAUCAUGGGUAUUGCCAAGGGUCUGUCUUAUCUCCAUGAAGAAUGUGAACAAAGGAUUGCUCACCUAGACAUCAAGCCACAGAACAUUCUUCUGGAUGACAGGUUUAAUGCGAAGGUCUCGGAUUUUGGAUUAUCGAAAUUGAUAAGUAGGGACGAUAGCAAGAUCAUGACUCGGAUGCGAGGCACACGUGGAUAUCUUGCACCUGAGUGGCUAGGUUCGAAGAUCACCGAGAAGGUAGACAUCUACAGCUUUGGAAUUGUCAUAGUUGAAAUUAUAUGUGGGCGAAGGAACCUGGACGAAUCACAACCUGAAGAGCGAGUUCACCUAAUCAGUCUUCUGCAAGAAAAGGCUAGAUGUGGAAAGUUAUUCGAUUUGGUGGAUACGAGCAGCAACGACAUGCAAUUUCACAUGGAGGAGGUUAGAGAAAUGAUGGAGCUCGCAAUGUGGUGCUUACAGGUUGAUAGCAGCAAGAGGCCUCUGAUGUCAACAGUUGCCAAGGUGUUGGAAGGUGCGAUGACUUUAGAGGCCACACCUCACUAUGAUCUUGUUGCUAAUCAUGAACCAAAUCAGAGCGAUGUUGAGAUGCAAAUUUGCUCAUACCUGCCUUCGGCAACACAUCUGUCGGGACCUAGAUUGGAUCGGAUGGUCAGUGUUAAGGUUCUGAAAGUGAAAUGGGUUAGAUGA